GGAAAGUGCAAAAGGAAGGAACUUUCUCAAUCUUAAAAGCCAAUUCGAUCGUUCCUAUAAAGCAUAAACCCUCUCCGACAACUAGGCGGGAAAACCAUGGCGGCCGUGAAAGCCUGCGGUCCGGUGCUGUCGCGGCCGGUGACCUUCGUGACCGGCAACGCCAAGAAGCUCGAGGAAGUCCGCUCCAUCUUGGGUCAAUCCAUCCCCUUCCAGUCCCUCAAGCUCGACUUGCCCGAACUGCAAGGAGAGCCUGAAGACAUCUCCAAAGACAAGGCUCGAUUGGCUGCGAUCGAGGUCAAUGGACCUGUUCUGGUUGAAGACACUUGCCUCUGCUUCAAUGCCCUAAAGGGUCUUCCGGGGCCUUAUAUCAAGUGGUUUCUGCAGAAGCUUGGUCAUGAAGGUCUCAACAAUUUGUUGAUGGCAUAUGAGGAUAAAUCAGCUUAUGCUUUGUGCGCAUUUUCUUUCAUGAAUGGACCUGGUGCUGAACCAAUCACUUUUCUUGGAAAGACUCCAGGGAAGAUAGUACCUGCAAGGGGACCCACUGAUUUUGGAUGGGAUCCGAUCUUCCAACCCGAUGGCUACGAGCAAACGUACGCAGAGAUGCCCAAGGAAGAGAAGAAUACGAUCUCUCACCGCUACAGGGCUCUUGCACAAGUAAAAUCCCACUUCGCCGAGGCUGGUUACAUUUUCCAGUCUGACCCAUAAGAUGGAUGCUCAAGUGAUGGAGGAGGAGAAGGAACAGAAAGGCCAGAGAAAAUGCCAGGAUCAAUUGCUAGUGUUGCUUUUCCUGCAACUUUGUUAGGUGCAGUAAAUCAGCAAACCGGGCUUUCAUGGACAUCAUCUUUCAAUAGCGUCUAGAAGAGAUUGAUCAUAUCUGCAAUUGAACAAAUUGUGCAAACAUUGCUCAAUUGCUUGCAUAGCAAGCAUCAUGUAUUGUCAAACUUUUUGGAAGUGCUUGACAAAACCCUGAAGCAUCGUUUAUAUAAAAUUACAAAAAAAUGAUCAUAAAAAGUCUAUAUAUGCUGUUGUGGUUAAUUGCAUCUCCUGGCAAUACAUGAACAA
Molecule: messenger RNA, 1062 nt
Organism: Eucalyptus grandis
Lineage: Eukaryota; Viridiplantae; Streptophyta; Magnoliopsida; Myrtales; Myrtaceae
Product: inosine triphosphate pyrophosphatase
Exons: 9
Coding region: 97-705 (202 amino acids)
Biological process (GO): nucleoside triphosphate catabolic process
Cellular component (GO): cytoplasm
Molecular function (GO): nucleoside triphosphate diphosphatase activity
Source: RefSeq, a predicted model, not a curated record